GUUUCAAACUUUUUAGCCCGAUUUCAGUCACCGCCUCAUAUCCUCGAAUUAGAUCAUCUCAUAGUUACUGGUGAUGUAACAUUUGGUGCUGGUGUACAACUUAAAGGAACAGUCAUAAUUGUCGCGAAUCAUGGCGCUAGAAUCGAUAUUCCACCAAACUCUGUGCUUGAGAAUAAGGUCGUAAGUGGAAACUUGAGGUAA
This is a messenger RNA of Racocetra persica, 201 nucleotides long. The record is from the annotation of a GenBank genome assembly. NCBI's taxonomy places the organism in Eukaryota, Fungi, Glomeromycota, Glomeromycetes, Diversisporales, Gigasporaceae.